ACAGGGGUGCACCAGCGUGAUUUUUACUCUGACAGAAAUACAAUAUAAAUAGCUACAGAGACCGUAGGCUUGAAGUACUUGCAUGUCCUUUUCAGAGAUGCCAUCGUGUCAAUGCGCAAUUGCGCACCCAGGGAACCCUGAGCUGUGAGACCAGAGGCAACAGAGGGGCUUCAGGAAUACUGCAGCGACACACACAAAAUCCUACUGUAACCCCAUUCCCAUCAAACAGACUUCCAAAUCUCGUUUUUGUGAUCUUGUGAGCAUCCUCUAUGAAUUCCCCUGAGACCUCGUGGUGGAGGCUGUUUGGGGGACCGCUUCAUUUGUUGAAGACAUUUGGAGCCUGGGGAGGGUAAGCAUGGCUAUGUAUAGGAGACAAAUAUGUUGUGACUGCAACUCACGAUGACAGUUUGCGUCAGGACUGCGGAUGUUCUCAUGAAAAGUCUGGAUAUUUUAGAGGAAGCACCAUGGACGCAGCGGACAUAGUUGCUUCCGUUUUGGUUUUGGGGAUUAUUGUCGUAUCGUUGCUGUCCAACGUUGUGGUGCUGAUCUGCUUUCUUUACGACCCGGAGAUCCGCAAACAGGUACCUGGUCUUUUUAUUCUCAACCUGACGUUUUGCAACCUGUUGCUAAGCGUGUCCAACAUGCCACUAACUCUGAUUGGGCUCAUCACCACGGGCCAUCCCGGAGGCAGCGACUUCUGCCAAAUUGUGGGUUUCCUUGACACUUUUCUCACCACUAACUCCAUGCUCAGCAUGGCAGCUCUCAGCAUCGAUAGAUGGGUGGCAGUGGUGUUCCCUUUGAGCUACCACUCAAGAAUACGGCACCGGGAUGCAGUAUUAGCGUUGGCAUACACGUGGAUACACUCGCUUUGCUUCUCCACGGUGGCCACCUGUCGCUCCUGGGUCGGGUACCAUCACCUUUACGCAUCUUGCACUCUCUGCAAUGUCAGGGCGAGGGCAGCCGGAACGCAGUUCAUCAUUUUUACCGUGGCUUUGCACUGUCUCACGUUCCUCCUCACGCUGAUCGUGCUGUGUGUAACCUAUCUGAAAGUGUUGAAAGUUGCACGGUUUCACUGUAAACGCAUUGACGUGAUCACCAUGCAGACGUUGGUGCUGCUUGUGGAUAUUCACCCCAGUGUUCGCCAGAAAUGCUUGGAUGAGCAGAGGCAGAGGAGGCGGAGGGCCAUCAAGAAGAUCAGUACUUUCAUCGGCACAUUUGUGGUGUGUUUCACCCCCUAUGUCAUUACAAGAAUUGUAGAGCUCUUCUCCCCGUGGCCUAUAAGUCCUCACUGGGGUGUGCUGUCCAAAUGUCUGGCCUACAGCAAGGCAGCCAGCGACCCGUUUGUCUACUCUCUGCUGCGUCACCAGUACAGGAAGACCUGCAACUUGCUGGCUAACAAAGUCCUCAAGAGGAGUCCACUCAACUCCUCCUCACUCAGGACGGAGAACACUGCAGCGAGGAGCCAACACAACUCCAUCACAACCAACAACAUCCAACCAACUGCCAACAAGUCAGUGUGACUGUGAAGAUCAUCGCUUUCAGAGACACAAAUAGUGCUAAAUGGGUUUUUGAUGUUAGACGUUACUUUAAGUUGCACUCAGUUCAUGAGACAAUCAACAUAUUUGAUCUCUUUUUGUUGGUGCAACAUCAGGGCAAACUUACCAAAUUAUUUGUUGAAGGAAAUGGCUUUUAACAUUAAAACAUUUUCUCAUUGUCAACAAAUCCAAUGAAAAUAUCAAAACCACCGACACGACAUUCUAAACAGCCUGUUGCAACACAAGCUAAUGUGUUCCUACAGAGGAUAUCAUUCGGAUCACAAACAAAAACGUGGAAUGAAAAAUGCUUAAUCUAUAGAAGAUCAACUCUAGAUAAACUACAAUGCACAGUUUGCAAGGAACAAGGAAGUAAUCUAUAUAAGGCAAUAUAUAUCCUUUAACGAAGUAUGGAUGAACCAUUAUAGGACGUAUGUGUAUAUUGUAAUGGCAUAAAGUGUAAUACUGUCCGCAAGGAACGAAGGUUUCUAAUGAUAUAAGUUUGUAGCAUACUGGUAAAUGUGUUUCGAACACUUUAUGUUACAUGUAAAGCAACCCUGCAGGAUGGUAAGUAUGGUAAAUCCAAAUGUGGAUCAAGUUUGGAGUGUAGCCCCACCUCCAAAUGUCUAGACACAGGAACUUCUUAUCCCUGAAUAUUUUAGCAGGUCUUAACAAAGUAUUACCAUUCUCUGAUUCUUAAAGGUUGGAUUAAAUCAGUAAGGUAUUUACAUGUGAAUAAACCCAAGAGUAUUUUCAUUACCUCAAGUACAUAAGAAUAUUCACAUCAUAUGUAAAAAAUGUUUUACAUCCCACCUGAACAGAAUGGCUGCAUAUUUAAAUUAAAGUGUAACCUCUGACCUCAAUGUUGAUUCUCUGGCUGGAUAAAGGGAAUGGAUACUAUACAAAUAGAUGGUAAUUGUGCAGUAGAGUCAUGUUGUAUGCACUGCACUGAUGGUUUAAUUGCAAUUACUGUCCUUUGUAGCUGUGGGGUCUGAGUUCUAAAGUGCCUUUUAAACUAUGAGCUCUCUGAUUUAAUCCAAACACAACAGAGCAAACCUUCACAUUAUGUCGUUUUCUUGCUAUUCUGUACUGUGGUUGAGAGUGAUGAUAUAGUCUGUUAUGCAGUUUGGUCAUAUUGUAAGAAAGUUAUAAGUAAUGUUUCUUUUGUAAUACUCCCACAUUGUACUGUUGCAUCGGGCAAAACAGGGUGAAUAUUAUUUGAAUGUUGUAGCAACUAUUCAGUGAUGUGUAAUUAACAUUCCAGCUCAUGCCGUGGGAGCGGCUGUGCGAUGUUUGGGGUGUAAAAGUGAUACAUUUUGACAAAACUGGCAGAU
Messenger RNA from Eleginops maclovinus (Patagonian blennie), 2866 nucleotides. RefSeq names its product G-protein coupled receptor 26-like. Bases 465 to 1520 code for a protein of 351 amino acids. The transcript is spliced from 3 exons. Gene Ontology annotation, cellular component: membrane. Gene Ontology annotation, biological process: adenylate cyclase-activating G protein-coupled receptor signaling pathway. The record is from RefSeq and is a predicted model, not a curated record. Gene Ontology annotation, molecular function: G protein-coupled receptor activity. NCBI's taxonomy places the organism in Eukaryota, Metazoa, Chordata, Actinopteri, Perciformes, Eleginopidae.